Messenger RNA from Setaria italica (foxtail millet), 1739 nucleotides. Its product is annotated as putative clathrin assembly protein At1g25240. The record is from RefSeq and is a predicted model, not a curated record. Gene Ontology annotation, molecular function: clathrin heavy chain binding; phosphatidylinositol-4,5-bisphosphate binding; 1-phosphatidylinositol binding. The coding region runs from base 272 to 1444 and encodes 390 amino acids. Lineage: Eukaryota; Viridiplantae; Streptophyta; Magnoliopsida; Poales; Poaceae. Gene Ontology annotation, cellular component: clathrin-coated vesicle; clathrin-coated pit. The transcript has a single exon. Gene Ontology annotation, biological process: vesicle budding from membrane; clathrin coat assembly; clathrin-dependent endocytosis.
UCUGGCAAAAUUUAGAAUGCAUGACCUGGUGGCCGUUCACGAUGACCACGUUCUUGCCCAGGCAAACGUUACAUUCAUGCGGCCGUUCUUGGCACGCCCCCUCUUUAUUUGUCUCUCGUUUCCGUUCCGGAAAAUUUCCAACUUUGUCGGCCAAUGACCGCAAGAGCUGGGGACCAUCCUCAACCGCGUUGACCCCGCCGCGCUACGGCCGCGAGGCCGGCGGUGACGACGACGCCGGUGAGGAUCGGAGGUCAAGGCGCGGCGAGCAGCGAUGACGUCGUCCGUGCGGCAGUGGUGGCGCCGCGCCGCCGCGGCGCUCAAGGACAGGAGAAGCCUGCUCCUGGCGCGCCUGCGCCCGCGCCGGGCCGGGUCGUGGUCGUGGCACCACCACCGGGAGCUGGAGGCGGCCGUGAUCCGCGCCACGAGCCACGAGGACCGGUGGAUGGACUACCGGAGCGCCGCGCGGGUGUUCGCGUGGGCGCGCACGUCGCCCUCGUCCCUGCGCCCCGCCAUGUGGGCGCUGGCGCGCCGCGCGCGGCGGACGCGGUGCUGGGUCGUGGCGCUCAAGGCGCUCAUGGUCGCGCACGGCCUGCUCCUCUGCUCCGGCCUCGCGCCGCCCGCCGCCCGCGCCGGGCGCGUCCCCUUCGAGCUCGCCGACUUCCGUGACCGCUCCUCGUCCUCGUCGUCGCCCAGGUCCCUGGCCUUCUCCGCCUUCGUGCGCGCGUACUUCCGCUUCCUGGACUACCGCUCCCUCUUCGCGGCGCAGGAAGACACCGACGACGGCGACUACCAAAUGGCCCUGCUCGACCGGAUAGCCAAGCGGCAGUUCUUGCUGGAGCUGCUCCAGCAGAUCCGCCCGUACGGCGACGGCAUGGAGGUGCCACUCGUGCUCGAGGCUAUGGACUGCGCCCUCGUCGAGAUCUUCCAGGUGUACGGGGAGAUAUGCACCGGCAUCACGCGGUUCCUCGUUGGCAGCGUACCCGGGGCGGCGAAGCCGCCGAUGAGCAAGGCCGCGGCGGCGGCGGGGAUGAAGGUGCUCUGGCGGGCGGCGGAGCAGAGCGCGAGGCUCUCGUCCUACUUCGACCUCUGCCGCGGGCUCGGCGUGGUCAACGCCCGCAAGCUCCCGGCGUCGUUCGAGCGCUUGAAGGACGACGACGUCCGUAACCUCGAGCGGAUCCUCUUGGUCGAUUCCCAGGACGACGCCAGUGACGAGGCGGUAGUGCAGGGUACGGCGCCAGCUGCCGUGACGGACGCCGCGGGGUCACCGUCGACGAUCGCCACGGUGGUGACGACCGAAUGGGUGGCGUUCGACGAGGAGAAACCAAGCGCUCGCGUCGUCGCCUGCAGCGGCGGAAGUAAGGGGCACGUCGGUAAUCACUGGAACCCCUUCCUCGCCGCGCCGUUGGACGUCCGGGAAGUCGGGAACUUGAUCGAGCUUUACUGACCUGACGCAAUGGCGAGGAUGAAGCUUCUUUGCCGUUCUUGUGUGUGCGCCCGGCAGAUUAAAAGGUUAGAAGCGAUCGCUAACCUGUAACCGCACGAAAUUGUACGCAUUGUAAGGCCCGGCGGACGUGGAUCCCGAAAAAAUAGCUCUGGCUCUACCUCAUAUGGAAAAGUAUUUUUUUCUCGCUCUGACUUAUUUUGUAAAAACAUUUGGCAAAACGACUUCUCGUAGCUUUUUAGAAUGUAUAGAAGAUGUCAAUUGUCCUAUAUGCCCUUGGUUGUGUUGAUUGUUUGAA